UAGUACUCGAAAACGGUCUUGGUCUCGAGACCGGUCUUAAGACCAUUUUUUGAUAGUCUCGGUCUUGUCUCGGACUCGACCACAUUUGGUCUCGGUCUUGUCUCGGUCUCGGACAUUGAGGACUCGGUAUUUUAUUUCAAGACCGGUCAAGACCACAACUGUGAAAAUAACGCUAAAUCAUCAGUAUCAAUUUCUUUAAGAUCCUUCUUUUUAUUGGAUGCACUCCUGAUUCAAAUCCAAGCAAUAACCCGUCUCAUUGGUAAAUGCAUGUUGUUGUUUUUUUAACUGCUGUCGCCCCACCCCCUUUCACCUUGAGCGCGGACUGCAGCACUUCGAUUGAAAGUUACAAGUGGUUGUCUGAGAAGGGGAUAAGAUGUCGGCCAAAUCAUCGGUUAUAAAAUUUGGCUAUUUAAAUCACAAACAAUACAUUUGUAAAGCAACAUUGAGAAAAAAGCAUACAGCGCAAUGUAAGUUCUGCAGUGCUUCACUAUCAGAGACGGUGGGGACUACGUCCAACUUUUAUCGACACCUUGAAAGAAAGCACAAAGAAAGGUUCCUGGAAUACAAGGCAGGGCAACAGAGUGAUGUCACACAGCCAACAAUAUCGUUAUUUACACAGAAAGUGCAGCUCUACAGCCCACAAUCGCCAAGGCAGCAAGCCAUCAGUGAAGCCAUUGUUCAAGAUUUGAUCAUUGGAUGUUGUCUGCCCCUCUCCCUCGUGGAAAAUGGACACUUUAAACACUUUCUUGAAGUCCUGGACAGUAAAUACACACCAAUCUCUAGAAAAACAGUUUCUGAGAGACGAAUUCCAGAAUUGGUCAGAAAAGUCAAGGAAACUGUCUUGGAGAAACUGAAGACCCAGUCGUCUGUGUCAUUAACAACUGACCUUUGGUCUGAUCGCAGGCUACGCUCCUUUCUUGGGGUGACUGCCCAUGUGUGCUACAAAUCUAAAGAUUGCUAUGCACUUGAAUCCUACCUGCUGGACUGUAGGCGUUUUACAGGGAGGCAUACUGGAGAGCACAUUGCGUCUGCCUUUGCCUUUGUACUGUUCAUGAAAGGCAGAGAAAAUACUAUUUUGAUCGACUUUGAUUGUUUGAAAUUCUGUGAUUACAACAUAGAAGUACUAAAUAAAGAUGUUUAUGUUUAUUCCAGUUCUCUGUGUAAAAUAUCUAGGUGUUUUUACGUGAAUGUGGGUCUUUUAGAUCAAUUUUAGUGAUUUUGAUCAUGUUUCACAUUUUAUUGUCACAUACUGGCACUGGUCUUGGUCUUGACUCGGUCUCGACUUCCCUCGGUCUUG
Molecule: messenger RNA, 1297 nt
Organism: Gambusia affinis (western mosquitofish)
Lineage: Eukaryota; Metazoa; Chordata; Actinopteri; Cyprinodontiformes; Poeciliidae
Exons: 2
Coding region: 374-1213 (279 amino acids)
Molecular function (GO): DNA binding
Source: RefSeq, a predicted model, not a curated record